AUGGAGGAUGCCGGAGGCCGGUGGCAGCAACCACAUAGCUCGGGAUCCAUUGGAUACAGCGACGGGUGUGAUCUGCACUGCAUUGGGCGGGGUGGCUCGAUGAAUCAUAUGCGGCCGGCGAACCGCGCGUUACGGACGGGCGUACUGCACAACAUGUCAGGGGUAGAGCUCCACUGUAAAACGACGCACGUCGGCGACAAUUCAGGCCGUAGUCGGAGGAGAUGCCCCCGGGCUGGGUGCACCUUGAUCCCAUGCAGGGCUGCUUCUCCAUGGCUCAAGAGCAUGGGGAAGGAUAGCUCACUGGCAGACGCGUGUGGGAGCCCAGAUCGAGGGAAUGAAGUGCUCCGAGAAGGAGCAGGCGGGACCAGCCAUGGAUCUACGAGAUCCUCGUUGGGGAGGCUCGGGAGAGGCACCCCCAUCGGCCGGUGA
Molecule: messenger RNA, 429 nt
Organism: Triticum turgidum subsp. durum (durum wheat)
Lineage: Eukaryota; Viridiplantae; Streptophyta; Magnoliopsida; Poales; Poaceae
Source: the annotation of a GenBank genome assembly